This is a messenger RNA of Quercus robur (English oak), 2724 nucleotides long. RefSeq names its product probable L-type lectin-domain containing receptor kinase S.5. Gene Ontology annotation, cellular component: plasma membrane. Bases 173 to 2425 code for a protein of 750 amino acids. Gene Ontology annotation, molecular function: ATP binding; protein kinase activity; carbohydrate binding. Gene Ontology annotation, biological process: protein phosphorylation. The record is from RefSeq and is a predicted model, not a curated record. Lineage: Eukaryota; Viridiplantae; Streptophyta; Magnoliopsida; Fagales; Fagaceae. The transcript has 2 exons.
UUCUCAAGUUGUUGUUCUCAAAAAAAAAAAACAAAAAAAACAGUUGUUGUUCUCACUUCUCAGGAGGACCCAAAGACAAAAUAAAGGAAAGGAAGGGGGCAAAGAAGAAGAAAGGGACAGGUUGGGUCAAAAAUAAACUUGUCAGUUUAAACUCUUCAUUAUCCUGUCAUUAAUGAAUCGUUGGUCAGAGGAGAUCGAGGAACUGCGGCGACAAAUGAAAAGACUUAUUAUGGAUCUGCAGCUACAAGUACAAGUACAGGUGAGGGUUAUAAGGAAUAGUAAUAUUAUUGUGUUGCUUUGGUUUUUAGCAGCGUUCUUCGAAGCUCAUAGCCAGGACACACCAGCCGAUACUUUUGCGUUCGGUGAUCCAUUUAACAGCUCCUACUACACCACCUUCGCGGUGGUAUCGCCGGCCACAAUCAGCAAUGAUGCCCUUCAACUGACUCCAGAUUCAGCCGGUAAUUUCACCCUCACAAAGAGGUCAGGCCGAGUGUUGUUCAACCAUUCGUUCAAGCUUUGGGACGAUCUUGCUGGAGGUGGAGGUGGAGUCAAGGUGGCAUCUUUCAACUCUUCCUUUCUCCUCAACACUUAUCGCAUUAGCUACUCCACCGCAGGAGAGGGUCUUGCUUUUAUCAUCGCCCCGGACUUGGAUCUCCCAACGGGUAGUGACGGUCAAUACCUGGGUUUGACCAACUCCACCACUGAUAGCAACUCCACCAACCGUCUCAUCGCCAUCGAGUUGGACACAUUCAAGCAGGAUUUCGACCCGGACAACAACCAUGUGGGUCUCGACAUCAAUAGCGUUAGAUCUAAUAAAACCGUGUCUUUGACCCCAUUGGGCAUCCAGCUGGCCGUGGCCCCUCAUGAGAUAAGAUUUUACAUGGUGUGGAUCCAGUACGACGGGGAAAACAAGUCUCUGUCGGUGUUCUUGGCAGAGCAAAUGCAAGAUAAUCAAGGGAAUCCCUCACAGUACACUGUAGACAAGCCCAACAAGCCUGUGCUCACUGCGGAUCUUGACCUUGGAAGCUUUGUCAACAAGAACUCCUACUUCGGAUUCGCCGCCUCCACGGGACCGAUCCACAUCCAGCUCACCAGCGUGCUCAGGUGGAAUCUGACCGUGGAGAAGCUUCCGGGCGCUGAUGAAGAAUCAUCAGGUGGUCACGAGGGGCUUAAGAUUGGUUUGGGGGUUGGAGUGCCUUGCUUGGUUUUGGUGCUGAUGGGGAUUGCUGGUUUGGGGUAUUAUGUGCACAAAAAGCGUGUUGCAGCAGCUGCUUCAGGUCCCAAUAUAUUGGGUGCGCUUAAAAGCCUCCCAGGAACGCCUAGAGAGUUCAGCUUUAAGGAACUCAAGAGUGCUACCAACAACUUCGACGAGAAGCAUAGAUUGGGUCAAGGUGGUUUCGGUGUGGUCUAUAAAGGUGUGAUUCCUAUGGAGAAUCUGCAAGUCGCCGUCAAGAGGUUCUCCAGGGAAAACCUCAAGGGUAAAGAUGAUUUCUUGGCUGAGCUUACCAUUAUCAAUCGCCUUCGUCACAAACAUCUCGUCCGAUUACUCGGAUGGUGCCACAAGAAUGGAGUACUGCUUUUGGUGUAUGAGUACAUGCCUAAUGGCAGCUUGGACAAUCACUUAUUUUGUGGGCCAGAAAGCAAUACAACCCUGGAGUGGGAGCUGAGAUACAAGAUCAUAUCAGGAGUGGCAUCAGCGCUGCAUUACCUCCAUAACGAGUACGACCAGAGAGUGGUGCACCGGGACCUUAAGGCCAGCAACAUCAUGUUGGAUUCCCACUUCAAUGCUCGUCUGGGCGACUUUGGGCUAGCACGAGUGUUAGACAAUGAGAAAAACUCUUACGCGGAGCUGGAGGGUGUGCCAGGGACCGUGGGCUACAUAGCUCCCGAGUGCUUCCAUACUGGCAAAGCCACCUGCGAGUCCGAUGUUUAUGGUUUUGGGGCAGUGUUGCUGGAAGUGGUAUGUGGUCAGCGUCCAUGGACCAAGAUUGCAGGCUUCCAGUUCCUGGUGGAUUGGGUUUGGUGGUUGCAUCGCGAGGGACGAAUAUUGGACGCUGUGGAUGAGAGGCUGCAAGGAGAUGAAUACGUGGUUGAGGAGGCACAGAGACUUUUGCUUCUUGGCCUUGCAUGCUCACAUCCGAUUGCUGGGGAGAGGCCCAAAACGCAGACCAUUAUUCAGAUUAUAUCAGGGGCAGUGGCGGUUCCCCACGUGCCACCAUUCAAGCCCGCUUUUGUUUGGCCUUCCACAAUGCCAGAUAGCAGCAAUAGUAACAGCACGAAGGCUACUGUUACAACAGUUGAUUCCACCCCCAUUUCCAUGUCAUCUUGUCGUUUUGGGUCAGGUUCGGAACCAGCUGGUUGGACACCUCACUAUGCAAGCAGGGAAAGCUAUGGAGGUGCAGGUGGAGGUUACAGUGAUAUAUAGCUGGCUCUCUCUUGUAGGGACGGAUUACUACAGUACUAUUGAUCGAUGCACCAUUAAUUUCCCGUUUGAUAUUUCCUCUUCUACUUCUUUUCUGUUUUAGUUUCCUUCUUCUUUUUGAAGAAACAAAUUUCUAAAUUCUAAACAACAUUCUUCAAUUAAAUUUGGGUUGGGAACGGGUAGGCUCAAGCUCCAAGCCGUAUUAAACAAACGGUUUUUUUUGGCUUUAAACUAUCAAAUGUGUGUAAAAACUUAAUUACCAAGGAAAUUAUAUAUAGAGAUCUCAUGAUUUUACUUCUGUA